AUGGCGAACUACAAGAUCUCAAAUUGUUUUAAUAUCUUUAUCAUCAUAGCUACCAUUGCUGCAGUGCAAUAUUCAAGAGUGGAAGCAGGCAAAUGCUCAGAAGUUUUCAAGAGAUGUGAUGACAUGGAUUGUCCUUCACAUUGUAAAUCAACUUAUGGCAAUCGUAGUUUAGGGCAUAUAUGUGAUCUCUUCUACAUCUGCACUUGUUUCUUCGAGCAAGAUUCUUCCUCAUCCAGUAUGUGUGUCAUUGGGAAUGGAACAUGCUAUGCUGGUGAAUGUGAUGCAGCUUGUUGUGAUGCAAAGUGUGCUAAAAGUUAUAAUCGAGGUUUUGGAACAUGCCUUCCUAAUUAUUUUACUAAGGAUAGAUGUGUUUGUUCCUAUAGAAGCUAGAUUACUCAGAUUGUAAUGAAAUAAUACUAUGAAUCAAAAGACUUUCUUUUGGAAAAUUUUCAUUUCAAUUGUAUUUGUAUCAUGGCC
Molecule: messenger RNA, 477 nt
Organism: Vicia villosa (hairy vetch)
Lineage: Eukaryota; Viridiplantae; Streptophyta; Magnoliopsida; Fabales; Fabaceae
Product: defensin-like protein 183
Exons: 2
Coding region: 1-390 (129 amino acids)
Source: RefSeq, a predicted model, not a curated record